Molecule: messenger RNA, 1171 nt
Organism: Paramecium pentaurelia
Lineage: Eukaryota; Ciliophora; Oligohymenophorea; Peniculida; Parameciidae
Source: the annotation of a GenBank genome assembly
AAUGAAAGCAUCCUAUGAAAAUAUUCCUACAGAUACCUUAAUAUAAUUAAUUAAUUCCUCUUAUGAACUAGAUCAAAUGACAAAUAAAUGGAUGUUUGGGGAAGAAGAUCAUCAUUUAGUUUCUUCUCCUCAUAAUGAUUAAAUAAGAAAAUCUAGACUCUAAGGCAAACAUAAUGAAUAAAUCAUAAUGAAUAAUUAAGACUUAUUUAAUGUGAAUUAUUCAAAAAGUGUUUAUGUGAAUAAAAUAAACUCACUCAUUGAAAUAGCUCCCACUCCUUAGGAAUCAUCUUUUGCCAUUAAAAAAGAGUAAUAUAAAAUAAUAUAUAAAAUAGUUAAAAGGCAUAUAUUAAAGCAAAGAAAUUAUUUGAAAAAGAUAAUGGAUACUAUCAAAAAGAAUAAGAUUUGGAUGACAGUAAUAAAAUAAAAUUGGCAAAGAAUAGACAAUCUGCAAGGGAUUCGAGAAAGCGUAAGAAAAUAUACGUAGAACUUCUUGAGAUGAAAGUAGCUGAACUUAGUAAACAAAUAGAAGUUCUUCAAAAAAACCUUGAUUAACAGAGUUUAUUUAUAAAUCAUUGUGUCAAAAUACCCUCUCUAGUAAAUAAAUUAUCUAUAUGAUUAGAUAUCAGAUUUUAAUUUGAGUUAUUAAAAUUAAUUCUAAAAUUUAAGUAAGAACAUCACAAAAAGGCAAUUGUAAAUUUUGGAUGAAGAAUUUGGAGUGAAUUCAGAGAAGAGAGAUUAUUUAUGUAAUGUCAUUUUCAAUACUCUGGUUGAUCAUAUUUUACCAUUUGAUUUAAAAAAAACAAUAGAUGCAGCUAUAAAUAGUAUUUAUUUUAUAAUCAAUUAGAUCUUGGUAUAUUCAAGGUAGGAGAAUAAUAAGAAAUUAAAUAACUAAUUGAAUUCUAGCAAUAGUUUACCUAACAUUAUAAGAAAUUUGAAUUGUAAUUAUUUUUACAUUAUUUAAAUAAUAGAGCUGCAUAUGAUAUGGCUAAGUCAUAUGAAUAUAUUAAGAGAGAAGCAGAAGGACUUGAAAAGCUAAAACUUUAAUUGAUAUAACUUUUGGGUCCUUAAAAAUACGUCAAAAAUAUACUUGAUAUUUAAUAACUUUAACAAUAAAUUAUAGUUAAAGAAGAAGAUAUCAAUUAGAAAGGUCAUACCAAAUUUGAAUUAUGAG